Messenger RNA from Strigops habroptila (Kakapo), 965 nucleotides. It is a transcript of the gene NDUFS7, whose product is annotated as NADH:ubiquinone oxidoreductase core subunit S7. NCBI's taxonomy places the organism in Eukaryota, Metazoa, Chordata, Aves, Psittaciformes, Psittacidae. The coding region runs from base 213 to 866 and encodes 217 amino acids. The record is from RefSeq and is a predicted model, not a curated record. The transcript has 8 exons. Gene Ontology annotation, molecular function: 4 iron, 4 sulfur cluster binding; NADH dehydrogenase (ubiquinone) activity; quinone binding. Gene Ontology annotation, biological process: mitochondrial respiratory chain complex I assembly; aerobic respiration; electron transport coupled proton transport.
GCCGCCCCUCCGGGGCCCAGCGGCGCCGGGUCGCGCCCGACGCCUCUCGCUUCUUUUUACCGAGGGCCGCGGCAGGGCCGGGCCGCUGCCCGCGGAACUCCCCGCGCCGCCCCGCGUUCCCCGCCGGCGCGCUGAGGCGGCGCACCGGGCCCGCGCCGGGCCGCUUAUCGGGUGCACCGCGCCCAGAGGUUGCCUGAAGGGCUGCGGGCGAGAUGGCGGCGCUGGGCUGUCUUCGCCUCCCUGGGCGCGGCGCGCUCGCCUGGCGGCCCGGUGCCGUGGUCCCUGUUCACGCUCGGCUGCUCCAUCAGACGCCGGUGACUGACCAUGCUGACAGCUCUGUCCAAGUCCAGCAAAAGAGCUCAGCCGUUGUGCAGAAAAAGUCCUACGUCCCCAGUAGCAGGGGUGAAUACAUUGUCACCAAACUCGAUGACCUGGUCAACUGGGCGAGAAGGAGCUCCUUGUGGCCGAUGACGUUUGGCCUGGCGUGCUGCGCCGUGGAGAUGAUGCACAUGGCGGCUCCUCGCUACGACAUGGACCGCUUCGGGGUGGUGUUUCGAGCCAGUCCCCGGCAAGCUGAUGUCAUGAUCGUGGCUGGCACUCUGACGAACAAGAUGGCCCCGGCUCUCCGGAAGGUCUAUGACCAGAUGCCAGAACCUCGCUACGUGGUCUCCAUGGGGAGCUGUGCCAAUGGAGGGGGUUACUACCACUACUCCUACUCCGUGGUGAGGGGCUGCGACCGCAUCGUGCCGGUGGACAUCUAUGUGCCAGGUUGCCCACCUACUGCUGAGGCUUUGCUGUAUGGAAUCCUGCAGCUUCAGAAGAAAAUCAAACGGGAGAAGAAGAUUCAGAUCUGGUACAGGAAAUAGCCUUUUAUUUAUGACCUCCCCUCUUGCUUGCCUUCAUACGCACAAUCAACCCAUGUCCUCACACACCUUCUAAUAAAACUCUACCUGGUUAAGACACUC